CCGCUGCCUCGCCUAGUCUCUACGUGUCUUAUGCGCUGUCGGCGACGUGUCCUCUUUGCAGUUGGAACUGCAGCGAACGCCAUGUUUCGAUGAUCCUGAGUCCAGAGCUAAGCGCGCGAUAGCUCAGAUACCUGACUGACGAUGCUUCAUCUGUGACGUGUGUGUGUGGACCAAACGCUUACUGCUCGGUUUGGCUCUUAUCGUAUCCAGUCUCAAACAUCACGCUUCUGUGUAUACAAGGAGCCCCGUUCACAUCUUCGUCGCUUCGCUUUGCUCGCUGCAUUGUGCUUCUUUCUCGAACCUCCACCCCAUCGGUCGGAAAAGCCGACAAUGGCACUCGUUAAUACUGUGAUACAGGCUACUUUGCUGAGCAUGUUCUCAAACAUACUCGCACAGAUUCUAGACUCUUACCAAAAGAACACGUCUCUUUCUAUAAAUUUUACCCCAGUGCUACACUUCGCCGUCUACGCAGCCCUUUCCACUCCUAUAAACGUUGGCUGGCAAGAUUGGCUAGAGAACACCUUUCCGAGCAAGAGACCGUCGACAGCGAAUCAAUCCAACUCGCACGAGAAAGCGAAUGUGCCCGAACCAACCCACGAUGGCGCUCUUCAUAUUCUGAACACUUUCACAAAGUUUGUACUUGAUCAAACUGUCGGUGCAUUGUUCAACAUACCACUUUUUAUCGGCAUCAUCGGUGCGUUAAAAGGGCAAAGCAUGGAGCAUAUUUUGGGUAAGAUCCAAGAGGACAGUUUCGAUAUCUACUUCUCAGGCAUGAAACUAUGGCCACCCGUAUCUCUCGUCAGCUAUGUUUUUGUCCCGCCUGAGCACCGCGUCAUUUUUGGAAGUAUUGCUGGCGUGAUCUGGAAUAUCUAUCUGAGUUUGAUGGCUCGCUGAUCGUCUUUGUCGGACUCAGUUGGCUUGAACAUCGACGCAAGGUAUAUCGGGUGGCUUGCUUGAUACUCGAACCGCCACCUUGCUCACAGAUCGGAACAAUGAACAGUUCAAGGCGAGUCUCAGAAUCAGAUUUGGGUGCGGGCCGUGUUCGCGUCUCUUUAACUAGAACUAUGUGAGCGGGGUGGCGCGCGGGUCAACGGCCUUUCUCGUUCCUUUUCCACGGCUUCGUCCAUCCAAUUGUCCCGAACAAUAGUCAGCUAACACAAGCCUUGUUAUUUUUGAGCAAGUUUCUGCCCCAUCUCCUUGAUUUCCCUGGCCGGACUAGGACAUGCGACUUUGUGGCGGUUUCCAAAACGCAUGGCUUCUAAAUUAAGGACCCCGGCAUUUUGCGCCGCAACCGGAUUGUCCGCAAGAGGAGGGGAGAAGGUCAAAGAGGUCGGAACGAUCCUAGCAAACGUGAAUCAAUAGGGCAAUUAGAAGUGUCUCAUCUGAGAAAAACUGGGAAUUUAGAAAGGAUGUCUUUGCUCUGAUAUACCCUCGCGAUGUUUGCAAACCGGUGGAUUUUGUUUUCUCAUUCCUUUCUCUUCUGUCUCGCAGCUGCGCUGCUUUUUUUUUGGCAACAGGGUUCGAUCAUGUAUCAGCCCUU
This is a messenger RNA of Verruconis gallopava, 1540 nucleotides long. RefSeq lists its product as uncharacterized. Gene Ontology annotation, cellular component: cytoplasm; membrane. Bases 331 to 894 code for a protein of 187 amino acids. The transcript has 3 exons. The record is from RefSeq and is a predicted model, not a curated record. Lineage: Eukaryota; Fungi; Ascomycota; Dothideomycetes; Venturiales; Sympoventuriaceae.